GUGUGAAAUCGGUCCAAGUCCUUCAGCCAAAAAAACUUUCCAUGCUCGGAUCGACGCUGGCUCGUCCCCGGAAUCUGCUACAUCCAAAAAAAAGUUAACAGGAAUUUAACACGCAGUGUCCUUGACAAUUAGUCAUCUAAAAGUGGAAUAUAAGUUCCCAGAAGGGUAUUCGCUCAGGUUUGUGGAAGGAGAGGAUGGACCGAGCGUCAAGCUCCAGCCCCACGGGUCAGACAUCUCAGCCUGGCCAACACGAAACAAUCAGCUUCGGCAUCGAUCAGAUCCUCAGCGGUGGAGAGCCGGAGAGCCAAAAACAACGACAACAACAACAACCGCAACAACAACAGCAACAAAACUCGACACAGAACAGUCCGGACAGCGCACACGGUCACCGAACGGCCAGUCCGAGUCCUUACCCUGCUCUCUCGGGAGCUUUUCACGGUCUGGCCGCUCCGUAUGAUGAAUCCGGUGCGUACGGCCCGAACUUCGCUCUGGCGCCCGGCGGCGUGAUCAGAGUCCCGGCGCACAGACCGCUCACCGCCGCCGUGCCGCCCACCGUCCCCGCGCUCAGCGGCAUCGGCUUCCCCUGGAUGGAGAGCAGCCAACGCUUCGCCAAGGACCGCUUUGCAGCUGCCCUAACGCCCUUCACCGUGGUCGCGCGGCGGAUCGGUCACCCGUACCAGAACCGGACGCCGCCCAAGCGAAAGAAGCCGCGCACGUCGUUCUCGCGCGCGCAGAUCUGCGAGCUAGAGAAGCGCUUCCACCGGCAGAAGUACCUGGCCAGCGCAGAGCGCGCGGCUCUAGCCAAGACCCUAAAGAUGACCGACGCGCAGGUCAAAACGUGGUUCCAGAACCGGAGGACAAAAUGGAGACGACAGACGGCGGAGGAGCGCGAGGCCGAGCGACAGCAGGCCAACCGUCUGAUGAUGCAGCUUCAGCACGACGCCUUCCACAAGUCUCUGAGCGAGCCGCUGCCGGCUGACCCACUCUGCAUGCACAACUCUUCCCUGUUCGCUCUGCACAACCUGCAGCCAUGGGCCAGUGAAGAGGGUGGAAAGCUCACUGCGCUGGCGUGAGAGCCUCACUACAAACACCCCGUAUUACCCCACCCACACUACCACUCCCAAUCACCCCUUCAGCCCCCCCAACCCCAGCGCCUCACUCUCUAAUCACCAUGCAGCUGCAUCUCAAAGAACUUCGGGACGUUUUCUGUACAGAGCAAAAAGCACACCUCCGGAGCAGAGGACGAGCUCCACAACGAACACACAGACACACGCAGAGCUGCUACAGUCAGAGACUCAGCAACUUUCUAUCUAUCUCUCUAUCUCUCUUUCCCUCUCUCUCUCCAUCAUCUCAUCAUGCUGAGGGAACGCCGCAGAGACACAUAACCGAGGAUAAAUUAUUCACAACAUGACCUCCCACGGCCCCUACAAUGGGCAAUUUGAACAUAAAGCUAACAAGGACACACACACACACACAAAUACACACACACACAAGCCUGAGAGAAAUCAGUACUGCUUACAUUUUAGUAAGGGUCAAGGGCUAUUCUGCUGUUUCAUCUUCAGUUUCUAACAGCUGAAGAAAGCGCACUGUGAUUUUGCUGCACAAAGUUAACGUUUAAUCAACCAAUCACCUUCUUGAAUUUAUGACAUCACCAAACUAGAUAAAACCUUGAGCUGGAUUUUACCUGAAGUUAAAAAAAAAAACUCUCGACCAUCUAGUUUUCCGUCAGUUGGCUGGCUAAGGAGCGCAAAACAGACUAAAUGAACAAAUGCUUUAUUUUAUCUUAUCAUAUAGCUAUAAUAAAAGUAAUAGAGUGAGAUUAUAAAUCAAAAAACUGUUUUUUUUUGUUUUUUUUUUUAAAAUACUAAUAUAAAAAACUAAAGUAUAUAUUUAAUAUACUUAUACUGUAUUUCACAGUGAACACGGCUACACAAUAUAAUAACCUGAGGUUUGCUAGCUUGCUAACACUCACAGAGCCUGGUCUUAAUCACACAAAAUCGUUGUUAUAUUUAUAGAAGUAGCUAUAUUUUAUUACUAUAUGUUAGAAUAAUAUUUACAUAGCAUCUGGUUUUACACAUGAAGUACACUUUUACUGAUUUAUACACAAUAUAAAAACAGCCGAAUGUUUGCUCUCUCGCUAGCAAACAUGGCUACCGGUUUUAGUUACAUCACGUGACAUCAUGUAGCAGGUGCAAGGUAAGAUACAGUUUUUUCUAACAUUAGAUUAGCUUACUGCUGAGGUUAGCUAGCUGCUUAGCAUCAAAUAGCUAGUACUACAGAGGCAACAUUGGCAUUAGGAGAGGCUUAUUUGGGCUGCUAUGGCAAUUUCUUUUUUACGCAAAAUGAUAGAGAAUUAGCAAAUAGAUGAAAAAAACAGGAUUAUUAAUAUAUUUUAUAGAAAUAUCAGCAUGUACUAUUUAGCUUGAAGUUACAGGUGCCUUGAUGCUAGUUAACUGGCUAAUGUUUGUGCAGCGUGCUUGCAUAACGAUUAUAUUUUGGACUCCAACCAGAAUUUUGUGCUAGACAAUAAAAAAAAAACCUUAAAUGGUGAUGUCAUAGGAUCAAGUUUGCGAGCAGUUGAUCAAACUGUAACGCCGUGACUCGACAAAAUCACGACGUGUGCCAGUGACGAGGCUCAUCUCAUUUUUGUUUCGUUUCUUUUUAAAUCAUAAGGCAUUAUUUCCGAAACGAUGAACGACUUUCGAGACUCUUAUAAGAAAAUGUCUGUACAGUGCUGAGGCUGUGCCAUGAAGAGAUAAGUUAUAUACAGUGGUGAAUAAAAUGUUUAAAGAUGUUUCUAAAACACUCUCGAUGCAUCCAAAUGAGGUGUAAUAUACAAUGUAUUGUAAUUCAUAUGUAAAUAGCUGAAAAUGUAAAAUUAAACCCUCCUUUUUUCUUUGGCUUC
Hemibagrus wyckioides is the source of this 2905-nucleotide messenger RNA. RefSeq names its product T cell leukemia homeobox 3b (gene tlx3b). NCBI's taxonomy places the organism in Eukaryota, Metazoa, Chordata, Actinopteri, Siluriformes, Bagridae. The record is from RefSeq and is a predicted model, not a curated record. Gene Ontology annotation, biological process: regulation of transcription by RNA polymerase II; animal organ development. Gene Ontology annotation, molecular function: RNA polymerase II cis-regulatory region sequence-specific DNA binding; DNA-binding transcription factor activity, RNA polymerase II-specific. Gene Ontology annotation, cellular component: nucleus. The coding region runs from base 195 to 1073 and encodes 292 amino acids. The transcript is spliced from 3 exons.